CUCAGCAAUUUUUGGGCGUGGGCAAGGUUGUUAUCAAGAUAUAAAACCAACUGUCUACCAGAUUUGGGUAUCACUUGUUCGGGUAUCACAAGAGCAGCACAAUGAACACUUUAACUGUUGUAUUCGCCAUUGGAGUUAUCGCCUGCGCCAAUGCAGGAAUCGUUGCUCCAGCCCUAGGAUACGCAGGAAUUGUGGUGCCUGCAGGAUCAGGUCUCGAAGGCCAAUACGUCCCCAGCGGACUCGAAAGGCUCUACGACGACGGAUCCUACAAGCCAGAAAUCAGCCCAUUGCCAUUGAGCCCCUCUCCCUAUGGUCUGGUCCCAUCCGGAUCUGGUUUGGAAGGCCAAUACGUGCCAAGCGGUCUCGAGACUUUGUCUGAUGAUGGUUCCUACAAACCUGAAAUCAACCUAUUGCCCUUGAGCCCCUCUCCUUAUGGUCUUGUGCCAUCCGGAUCUGGACUCGAAGGAGCCUAUGUUCCAGAUAUUUCGGAGAAGCUCUAUGACGAUGGAUCUUACAAACUCUUACAUUGAUAGAAUUUAAAUUAUUAUAGCAAAUAUAUAAAAUUGUAAAUUAAA
Molecule: messenger RNA, 575 nt
Organism: Anoplophora glabripennis (Asian longhorned beetle)
Lineage: Eukaryota; Metazoa; Arthropoda; Insecta; Coleoptera; Cerambycidae
Exons: 2
Coding region: 102-530 (142 amino acids)
Source: RefSeq, a predicted model, not a curated record